This is a messenger RNA of Agrilus planipennis (emerald ash borer), 919 nucleotides long. RefSeq names its product succinate dehydrogenase assembly factor 2, mitochondrial-like. Bases 430 to 867 code for a protein of 145 amino acids. The transcript has 5 exons. Gene Ontology annotation, biological process: protein-FAD linkage; tricarboxylic acid cycle; mitochondrial respiratory chain complex II assembly. The record is from RefSeq and is a predicted model, not a curated record. NCBI's taxonomy places the organism in Eukaryota, Metazoa, Arthropoda, Insecta, Coleoptera, Buprestidae. Gene Ontology annotation, cellular component: mitochondrion.
GUUUAUUAAACAUGCUACUUCAUUUUGUCUUAAGCAACCGUUGUGUUUUAUAAACAAGAACUACAUAAUCAGCAUCCUCUUCUAGAAAAGUUGCUUAAAACAUGGCUACUCAUAGUUAUAAAUAACAUUUUAAGUAUUUAAGUUCGAUUUAAGAUGGAAGGAUUUAAUUUAAUCAUGGAGGAGUUUUAAUUAAAGUUCGGAUUUCAGUAUAUUAGAUGGUGGUACGGUUUUGUUUGUAUUCCUGAUAUUUGAACACUUCUAUAUUUUGGCUAAGUAAAUCGCAGUAACAGAGACCAAACAAGAAGAAACAAAAAUAAAUAAACUUACAUAACCUAAUAUAUAAAAAAAUAAAAAAAAAAUCGAAUUUUUACAAUUCUCCAAGUAAUUAUGCAAUUUACUACUGUUUAGUGGGUAUUUUUAAGUUACAGCAUGAACAAAUUAGUCCUUCUAAACAUUUUGAAGCUUAGGGGUGGACAUGCACGUCACAUUACAAGUUGUUCACAAUUAAGAACAAAUGAGACUACACAGCCCCCAUUUCCAGUACCUGAAUUUACACCCCCCAAAAAUGAAACAUUGAAAAAUAAGAAGGCACGACUGGUUUAUCAAUCAAGGAAAAGGGGAAUGCUAGAAAAUGGAUUACUUUUGAGUACUUUUAUCCAUAAAUAUUUAGAUACAAUGACAGAAAAUCAACUUGACCUGUAUGAUAGUUUGAUUAACAAACCUUCAAAUGACUGGGAUCUUUACUACUGGGCUGUAGGUGUCCAACCCACACCUCCUGAAUUUGACAACGAAAUUAUGGACUUGUUUAAAAAGCAUGUCCAAAAUCUGAGCAAAGAACCUCGUAUUAGACAGCCUGAUUUGUAUUAAAUUUUAUUACUGAUAUAAUUUAAUAUCAAUGUAUAGAUGUAUUUAACAUAAA